AUGCAGAACAACGUUCUGAUUGGGGUCCUUCUGUCGAUAGCAUUCGUCACCCCAGUCAUUGCAUGGCUGUUCUACCUUUGGUAUCGAUCACAUCUUACCAGAAUGCACCACGAAGGCCAGAUCUUCGACAGAAGAAACCGGGAUCGCGCCCAGGCCAACUAUGAGCCUGCGGAUGGAACCCACAACCCCGUAAUGGGACCUUACUUUACCCCUCGGGGUUGGGUUUGCCCAAAGACCCGAGGAUCCUCCCAUGUCCUGCGUCCGCCUCAGCCAGAGCCAGCAGAAGUCCCCCCUGCCCAGUCUCCCAAAGUCCAAGCGGGCCAAGACGAGCACCACAAUCAAUGGGGAAACAUAGAGGAACAACAUGACCAAACAAGCAAUCACAAUGAUGGAGAUUGCUGGGACAAUCGUCAAAAUACUGAGCAGAACGAUCACAAUAGCCUCUGGGGAGGCGAUUCCAACAAUGACCAAGGAGAACAGAGAAAUAUUCCAUCACGUUCUCCACGAAGAAACUCACAAGACAGCCAGAAAAAUCACGGCUGGGGCCAGGAUAAUGAUAGCCCGCGGGAAAGGAUCUCUCCACGGGACAACGAACACCACAAUGACCACGGAAACAGAAAUCUUCAGGAUGGGUGGGACAACGGCCGCCAUGUGUCCCCAGGCCGAGCGUCAAGAAACGAAGUGGAAUCCCGCCGUGGCUGGGGUCAGAGUGACGAUGAUGCACAGCAACACAAGCAUUUACGGAACAACUAUUGCAACGAAGAUCAUCAAGACCGCAACUCUGGGUGGGGAGAUGAUGAUAGAAAAAGUUACCAUAAGGAAAGCAAAGGCUACCGCUAUGCAUCCCCGGAGCGACAGUCAAGAGGGCGAUCAAGCCCCAACCGAGACUGGGGUCACGAUGACCAUGGGGAGCGGGAAAAGUACAGCCGCAACAGGUCCAGCCCCUGGGAACAUGCAGAAGAACACCGCGGUGGCAAUGAUACAGAGAAAAAGGAACGGUGGCAAAUUGAAUUGGAGGAGAACGAGAAGAGGCGUCGCAGUCGAAGCCCCCUAGGCAGAAGCUCAGAUGCAGGAUGGGGCAAGCGUAGUGGUUCGGACUGGAAAGAGAAACAGAAUUGGUGA
Messenger RNA from Penicillium coprophilum, 1122 nucleotides. RefSeq lists its product as uncharacterized. Lineage: Eukaryota; Fungi; Ascomycota; Eurotiomycetes; Eurotiales; Aspergillaceae. The coding region runs from base 1 to 1122 and encodes 373 amino acids. The transcript has 2 exons. The record is from RefSeq and is a predicted model, not a curated record.